UAUAUAGUGCGUGACCCCGAUUUUUCAGGAUACAAAAAUUAUCAAGUGUCCUCGUUGAAGGUAGAUUCAUUCGUGAUGAGGAAUUUCAAAUUUGUGAUCCUUCUUGUUUUGGUGGCCUGUGCAAGUUUGACCCAAGUGGGGGCCAAGACAGUUUUCCGACGCACUGAUAAGAUAUCGGAAAAUUUUAAACAAUUGGAUUUGCCGCCAGAGGAGAUUGAUCCAAAUGUGGCACCACCUGAAGCUCAACCGAUCAAAGGAGAUGUAGAUGAAACGGAUGCCGAGUCGACAGACGACACUGUGGCAGGAAUUAAUGCCAUUAAUGAGACCCUCAAUGAAAUACCCAAUGAGAAUGCCGCAUCGGCUGUUACCACUUUGGCACCACCAAAAGCCACACCGGCUGCUACCACUGCCGCUGUGGCCGCCAAGCCAACAGCUAAGCCGGAAGAUGACAAAAAUCCCAUUGGCCGUUACUGCAAAUGCUCGGAGUCGCAUUGCGAUUGUUGUCGCAAAUUCGGUCUUCCCCUGCUGCCCAGUGGUCCAGGCUGUGCCAAAAUCUCCUAUUUGGGCAAUGAUGAGAUGAGCGUGUCCCUGAAGUAUGGCGAUAUCACAUUGGCCUCUCGUCGCAUUUCAGCGAAAAAGGCCCGUCCCAUCUGUGUGGGUCUGCCCGGUGGCUAUUCACAGUUCUGUGGCCGUGUCUAUGGUCUGUCCCGUGCCAAGGAGAACUUCAAGGCUUGUCUGGCCUUUGAAUUGCGUGCCGAUGAGGAAGUGGAAGCCUCGUUGAGGGUCUCUUGCUUUAAAUUUGGUCCCGAAGGCUUGAAAGUGGCCGAAGCCGAACCAUUGCCAGUAAAUGUCAACAAGGAUGAUGAUGAUGAUGACGAUGAUCUAUUUGGAUUUGCUGCUGGCGGCGACGACGAUGAGGACGAGGAGGAGGAUGAUUACGAUGAUGCUGAUGAUGAUAACGAAACAGAAGACUAUGCUGAAGAAUCCGAAGAUGAUGAUGCCGAAGCUCCCGAAGAUGCUGACUAUGGUGGUUUCAGUCUGGGUGGUUUGCUGGAUGAACUGGACGAUGAUGAGGACGAAAAGCCUCCCAAGAAGAAGGCAACAGCGACCACAGAUGCGGCUGUUGCUCCAGCAGAUCAGACUCGUGAGCAUGUCGAGUCAAUGGUCCAGAGCAAAGAUGAGGUGGGUUCUGUGCCCGCUGAGGCCACAGAAGCAGCCAUUGCCGCCGACAAGGAGAAGGACAAGGAAGAGCUAGAGCAGGUUACCGUUGCACCUGUUGAUUCCACCACCGCCAAGGCGAAGAAAUCGAAAAAGGCUAAGAAAAAUAAGAAAAAGAAGGCGGCCAAUGUGUCCAGCAGCGAAUCUGGUUUCGCCUACGAAUUGUUAAAUGGAAUUCUUGAUUUUUUCAAUUAAGCGGCCAGCCCGAAUUUGCCAAUAUGCUGGGCAACAGUGUAAAUACUUUAUAUCGAUGAAAUUAGAAAUGAAGUUGGAAUCGGAGUCGGAGUUGGCCAAAAUAAACGCCAGUUUUCUUUUGUUUUUAG
Drosophila willistoni is the source of this 1541-nucleotide messenger RNA. RefSeq lists its product as uncharacterized. NCBI's taxonomy places the organism in Eukaryota, Metazoa, Arthropoda, Insecta, Diptera, Drosophilidae. Bases 76 to 1413 code for a protein of 445 amino acids. The record is from RefSeq and is a predicted model, not a curated record. The transcript has 3 exons.